This is a messenger RNA of Penicillium alfredii, 1326 nucleotides long. RefSeq lists its product as uncharacterized. Lineage: Eukaryota; Fungi; Ascomycota; Eurotiomycetes; Eurotiales; Aspergillaceae. Gene Ontology annotation, molecular function: O-methyltransferase activity. The transcript is spliced from 5 exons. The coding region runs from base 1 to 1326 and encodes 441 amino acids. The record is from RefSeq and is a predicted model, not a curated record.
AUGACUCAAGCCGGCGGAGAAUCCCAUGAUAAUAGAACCGCCACAAAUGGCACGAACGACCAGAACGACCAGAACGGCACAAACGGCCAGGCUCAUGAAGCGUUUGUUGACGGCUCGGUAGCAAUCUCUCCAAAUACCCCGGAACUAGUCCCGGGUUUACUUGACCAGAUUGCCUCCUCUGGUAAGACCCUUAGUUCAGGUGUUCCAAAGGCUCGGGUAGAGCUCCUCGAUGCUGCUCGAUCACUCGUCUAUGCUCUUGAAACUCCGAGGGAGGCAAUGAUAAGAUUCUGCUGGUCGCAGUCUACGGCUUAUGCCGCCGUGGAGACUGGUAUUGAUAUCGGCCUCUUCACCGUCCUUUCCAAGGAUGACAAUCCUAAAACUGCCUCCGGGCUGGCGGAAGCCGUUUCGGCGGACCGAAAACUAGUCGCCCGUCAUCUGAAGCACUUGGGAGCUAUGGGUGUGAUUAUCGAGACGGGACCAGAUGAAUACCGACGCACUGGAUUUUCGACUUUGUUGAGCCUGCAGCGAUACAGCGACGGCUUUCAUUGCAUGACCGCUUGCGCCACUGCCGCUAUACAUGCCCUUCCCGCCUACCUGAAGAAGAAUGGUUACUGCAACCCUUCCAAUGGCAAAGACUGUAGCUUCCAGAUUGGAUUCAACACUGAUCUUCACUUCUUUGAGUUCCUCAAGGAAACACCCGAGGCUGCCAUCCAGUUCAACAACCACAUGUCUGCUUAUCACCAGGGCCGUCCCAGCUGGAUGGAUGUUGGAUUUUAUGAUGUACCCGGUCUCAUCAAGCAAGCGAAUACCGGUGAGCAGGAUGUUCUGUUGGUCGAUGUAGGCGGCAACGUGGGCCACGAUCUUUCCGAAUUCCGUCGCAAAUGGCCUAAUGCCCCCGGGCGUCUGGUACUCCAAGACUUGCCGGAAAUUAUUGUCCGGGCGAAGACUGUGCCACUACACUCGUCAAUCGAGCUCGCGGAGCACGACUUCUUCACGGAGCAGCCGAUUCAAGGUGCUCGUGCUUACUAUAUGCACUCCAUCCUUCAUGACUGGACCGAUGACAACUGCCGGAAGAUCCUCAAGAACCUCAUUCCCGCCUUGAAGCCCGGAUACAGCAAAGUCUUGAUUAACGAGAACGUGGUUCCCGAGAUGGAUGCUUACUGGGAGAUCACCAGUCUGGAUAUUGUUAUGAUGUCUCUCUUUGCAUCCAUGGAGCGCACCGUUGACAACUGGCACACGCUGCUGGAGUCAGUUGGUUUGAAGAUCACCAAGAUCUGGACAGCUGAGAGAGGCGUCGAGAGCCUGAUUGAAUGUGAAUUGGCCUAA